UGCGCGGUCCAUCCUCGAGCCGCAUUCAUGAAAUACCGGUCGCGCGGCGAGGAGCUAUACCUCUCUCUCGCCCCUCGUAACAACCCUUCGAACAAUUACACCCGUAACCUCGCGACGCAUCUCCACCUCCUUUACUUUUGUUUCUUCUUCUUAGUUUUCUUUUUUUUUUCGUUGCUUUUUUUCCCUCCUCUCGUUGUUCUCGUAUAAUACGUAUACCUGUCACAUUUUGCCGUUGCAACCGACAGCCUCACGCGUGGUUGACGUUACGUGUGAAUAUAUAUUAUGUGUGAAGUAACAACAGCAGCAGGAGGAAUAACACCCAAGUCGAGUGCAAAGACGAGGAGGAGGAAGGAGAUAACCGAAGGCUCGUGAUCACCGAUGAACAUGCUGGAGGAGGAAAAAAUCAGCGCCCGUGCGUAGAGAGAUAUUUCGGGGGUUGUACUUGUGGACGCGGCGAGCCCGGAGUUGUUGGCUUCCUCCCACCCCCCCUUUCGUGUACGUUAUAUACACAAGGGCGAGAGGGUCGAAGCGCCGCGCGCACCUCGUCGAGGAAGAUAUAUAAUAGUCGGGGAUUAACGGCAGCACGAUUGAGCUGGACCUGCACCAGAGGGCCGCCGGCCACUUUAUGAGGUAAAUAGUCUUGAACAAACUAUUGUCUCGGCCGUCGUCGUACGCGCGAUAAAAGUGCUCGGAUGUUUUGUCGCUCAAGAUAUACUAUCUCCACGUAUGGUCUCACGGUUAAUUGACGUGUAGUAGCGCCCCCCAGUAUAUAUAUACAUACCUGUGCUUCGCCGAGGAUGUCAUACAUGAAUCAAUACCCGAGCGCCUACUCGUACGGUUCAUAUUGCGGAUUAGCCCGUUCCGAUAAUGCGCCAGUCGGCGGCAACAUGUGCGACGGCGCGUCGUUCCAGGACACGUUGCGGGGCAUGCAGGGCAUGUCAGGUGCCUCGCCCCCGGGUGCGGCAGCCGUGGGCCCAAUGGUCGGGCUGGGCAGUCCUUUGGGAGCCGCGGCAGCCGCUGUCGCGGCAUCGAGCGGCAAACGCUUGCAGGUCGACCACAUAAAAAGGCCGAUGAACGCGUUUAUGGUCUGGUCGCGCUCCCAGCGUAAAAAGAUCGCCCAGGAGAACCCCAAGAUGCACAACAGCGAGAUAUCCAAGAGGCUCGGCGCCGAGUGGAAGCGGCUGACCGAAGAGGACAAGCUGCCCUUCAUCGACGAGGCCAAGCGACUGCGAGCGAUGCACAUGAAGGAGCACCCGGACUACAAGUACAGGCCGCGAAGGAAGCCCAAGACCCACCGCAAAGAGGGCUACAGCCCUUACGCCCUGCCCUACCCCAGCGUGGCCAUUCCGAGCAUGUCGGGGACGAUUGGUCAGGCGAACAUGAGCUCGUACUACGGGCCGGCGGCCUAUGGAUCGCUCACGACCAUGGCCGCGGCCGCGGCGGCUGCGGCUCAUCAAUCGGCGGCUAUGUCGGCAGGACUCACUGCACCCGCACAGGUGGUCAGCUCGAUGGACGCGAUGAAGUACUCGAUGGAGGCCGACAAGUACCGGGCGGCGUACAUGCCACCGUCGACCCUGGCCAUGACGGCCAUGUACUCGGACCCCAAGUACCUCGAGUCGAGUCCCAAGUCGUACUUGGACCGCAGCUACCUGGACUCGGCCAAGGCCUACAUCGAGCAGUCCAAGCAGCUCUACAUGGACCACCAGCAGCAACAGCAGAAACCGCCCGCGAGCCUACUCAGCGACUACAGCCGGCACUCGGGCUCGACCGGCUACGAGGCCGGCAAGCUCUACGACGAGUCCAGCCCAACCGGUGGCGGCUCGCUGAGCCGGUCGCCGGCCGCUGACUCGCCAGAUGGCAGCCUCGUCGCCAAGCCCAACGGCGGCAGCAGCCAGGGCUCGUCGGGCAGCAACAGCAGCAAUAACAACAACAACAACAACAACAACCAUCCAGCCGACAGCAAUCGCAACGAGCUCGGCUCGUCCGCGACCUCGAGCCCGUCCGGUGCUGCCGCCGCCGCUGCUGCGGCUGCCGCGGCUAGUCUCUCGAGCUACUACAGCCCUCAGGGCCUUCUCGGACCGGCUCAGAUGGCCGCGGCUCAGUACGCCGGUUACCAGAGCGCCGGGGGCCCUGGUUCGCUGGGCAACGAGUUCCGCAGGCCGCUCGCCGUCCUCCUCUGACCCUCCGAUCGGGCGGCUUAGCUCUGAGCCAUGCUGGCGCAACAGCGCCAUAACCUCAACCACCACCACCAUCUUAACGACCAGCAGCACCACCACGACCGUGAUUUCGAUGAUUACAGGCCGUGAGCUGUUGACACCGUCACUCGUACCCACUUGUCCCGCUGUACCUUUACAACCAUCAUGACAUGGCAACCCUCAGUUUUUAUUUGGAUGAUGGAAUUGUUUGCGGUUCGUGGUCGGUGGAGGGAUCGGCAU
Copidosoma floridanum is the source of this 2435-nucleotide messenger RNA. RefSeq lists its product as uncharacterized. Gene Ontology annotation, molecular function: DNA-binding transcription activator activity, RNA polymerase II-specific; RNA polymerase II cis-regulatory region sequence-specific DNA binding. Gene Ontology annotation, cellular component: nucleus. Lineage: Eukaryota; Metazoa; Arthropoda; Insecta; Hymenoptera; Encyrtidae. The record is from RefSeq and is a predicted model, not a curated record. Gene Ontology annotation, biological process: negative regulation of transcription by RNA polymerase II; positive regulation of transcription by RNA polymerase II; neuron differentiation.